AUGAAUCAAAAAAGUCUAGCUCAACUAGUCAUACACCCUCAUGGUUUCUCGACAGGGACUAAGGAUAGGCCUGGACGACUUAUACUACGCGACAUCCUCGGUCAUGAAAUUGCGCAAUUCAAGCGUAUUCUCACCACUCCAGAAAAUCUCAAUUACCCAGGAGCGGAUCCUGGAUUGGCUAACAUCCCCGACUCGGUCCUGCAAACCCAUGUGUCCAAGGAGCACGGAAAGACGAAGCAUACGGUCAAUCUAUUUAUUAUCUUGAAGCCAGGACUCGAGGACUCCAUGAAUAUGCCAUUCGAGCGCGUGCCACAUAUGGUUAAUGGCGGUCAUGUCAUUGGGUUCAUGACUCUCACUCUCGACCAGCACCCUCAUGACCCUAGCGAUUGUGGUGCCUAUAUCGGCAUAAUCAUCCAUCACGAGGCCAGAGGACAAUACUUUAGUAAGGAGGCAUUUAUAGCCGUCCUCGACUAUAUUCUCCUAGGUCAACCAACGACAUUGCGUAAUGGGAACUUAGGUGGUUUAGGCUUGCGCAAAGCUUUUAUUGAGACCGCCGUGGAGAAUAAAGCGCUUAGGGGUCUAAUGGAAAGCAUUUACCUAAAGCGCCUCGAGCGAGAAGCUACACCAGAUCAUGGACAAAGAGGUCGUAUGAUUGUCCCAAAUGUAACUUAUACAGUUACAAAGCCUGAAUGGUUAGAGGCCAGGAAACAAAUAACUAUGGAUUGGAUGCCGGAAGGCCAGCAAGCCCUCUCUAGAGAUGGGUCUCCGAAUUUGGGGGAGCUGGAACGUGGACAUGCCUCUGGCUCCGGACAUGGUGCUGGUAUUGGACAUGCCUCUGGCUCCGGACAUGCCUCUGGCUCCGGACAUGGCGCUGGCUCCGGACAUGGCGCUGGUAUUGGACACCUUUCGGGUAAUGGACGCUUUGGCUAUGGUGCUUACAAAUGA
This is a messenger RNA of Hyaloscypha bicolor E, 945 nucleotides long. RefSeq lists its product as uncharacterized. The record is from RefSeq and is a predicted model, not a curated record. The transcript has a single exon. The coding region runs from base 1 to 945 and encodes 314 amino acids. Lineage: Eukaryota; Fungi; Ascomycota; Leotiomycetes; Helotiales; Hyaloscyphaceae.